AUGGCAGAUCCGAGGAGCCUCCACAACACACUCGCCGAGAACCAUCUCUCGGAAGAGUCUGAGGCGAAGGCAAAGAAGAUCAGCGGCAGCAAGGAUGAGGGCAUCCUGCGCCUGACGCUGGCAGCGUGGAAAGAGUACACGUUCCAUGCUGACAACGAUGAUGACGAUGUCUCUGAGCACGAGCUUGAGGUGCUGAAAGAGUUCGCGCUGCGGGAGUGGCCCAGUGACCCAGAUGCAUCUGCUGCCUUGACCCGCAUGCUGACAGCCGAUCUGAAUAGCAGCAAGGCAGAGGAUGAAAGGCGAAACCCUUUCACGGAAAGCUUCUGGCGGAAACAUGUCGUCACUCGACCACACUCUCGAAAAAGGAUGAUGUGGGACCUUUUCGGUCUCAUGCUGGUCAUAUGGGACAUAUUUGCAAUCCCCAUGACCGCUUUCGAGCAGUUGGCGGACGUUGCCAUGCUCACGGUGGUCAAUUGGACCAGCACUGUGUUCUGGACCAUCGAUCUUCCAACAAAUUUCUUCAAUAGCUUCUAUCGCGCAGGGCAUGUGGUCCUGGAUCCUUGGGCAAUUGCAGUGCAGUACCUCAGGACGUGGUUUGCCAUUGACAUCAGUGUUUUGACGUUGGAUUGGUGCUUCCUAGCUUUGGAUGCGGCAUUCGGCAGCGACAAUGGCGGUGAUGAGGGAGCGAGCAACAACUACCUGAGAAUAAUGCGAAUGUCGCGUGGCCUAAAGAUCCUUCGGAUCUUGCGCUUGGUGCGGCUGGCCAAGCUGUUCCCCAAGUUCCACACAGCUUUUGUGGCGGUGCAGUCGGAUUCGGUGCGCCUCUCGCUGGGGGCGUGGUUUGCCGUCGUCAUCGUCGUUGUCAUGAACCACUAUGUUGCAUGCGGCUGGUUUGCUUUGGGGUACUGGGACACCUCUGCCCCGGUGACGUGGGUCGCGGUCCAUGGCCUCACGGGAGACGAGACGCCCUUCAAGAGAUCUCUCGGAUAUCAGUACUUCACGUCCCUGCACUGGGCGCUGUGCCAGUUCACGCCAGCUGCGAUUGAGGUCAACGCCGUCAACACCUCUGAGCGCAUCUACUCAGUUUGUACGAUCAUAUGCGGCUUGAUCUCGUUCUCCUCCUUCGUGUCCAACAUCACAUCCUCAAUGACGCAGCUACGAAAUCUCAACAGUGAGAAGCAGAAGCAGCAAGCGUCCCUUCGCCGGUACUUUUCCCAAAAUGAGGUGCCUCCUGAAGUCAGCAAGUGCAUCUACGACUGGAUUAGUAGCCAUCGGAAGCAUCAUCGAGUGCGCGUUCACGAAGACGAUGUAGAACCUUUGGCUGAAGUGCCGGAGCGCUUGAAGUUCAAGCUACGUGAGGCGGUUUACCGUCCAGUUCUUUGUCGUCACCCGUUCUUUGUCGAGUUUCGGGAGGCAGAUGCGCGGACUUUGGACAGACUUUGUCACCAUGCUUUGUCGGAGAUCAGGGUCAGCACAGAGCACACCAUCUUCAUCAAGGGAGAGCAGGCAUCUGGCAUGUACUUCGUGACCAGUGGUGACCUGGAGUAUUGGAGAUCUGCCUUGUUGGAUCCAGUUCCGAUUCAGAAAGGCGACUGGCUCAGUGAGAUUGCACUCUGGGUGAGUUGGAGGCAUUGCGGCACGUUGGCAGCAAAGUGCCAGAGUGAUUUGAUGCACGUGGACACCGACAUGUUCAGAUCCGCUAUCGCCGCCUGCAGCAAGGUGGGCCGUCGCCUUGUCCGUGGCUAUGCGGCAGCCUUCGUGCGCCACGAGUGUGAGGCCCAACCUGCUGGAGCGUGGCUUGGGGACCUGUGCUGUGGUCAUGAGGCCCUCGCUGCCUUGCUGCAAACGACUCUGCACAAGAGCCAGCCGCUGGAGGAGCACCUCAAGAGCAUCACAGCGACGGAUCUGUUCAAAGACCACUGCCGGCAAUCGGUUGUGCCCACCAUGGCGGACAUGACCCCCGUCCUGACCGUCGAAGCUCGCGACGUGAGGAAGGCCAGGACAAAGCUUGAGCUGUAG
Molecule: messenger RNA, 2019 nt
Organism: Symbiodinium natans
Lineage: Eukaryota; Dinophyceae; Suessiales; Symbiodiniaceae
Source: the annotation of a GenBank genome assembly